Molecule: messenger RNA, 2309 nt
Organism: Coffea eugenioides
Lineage: Eukaryota; Viridiplantae; Streptophyta; Magnoliopsida; Gentianales; Rubiaceae
Product: DNA replication ATP-dependent helicase/nuclease dna2-like
Exons: 21
Coding region: 1-2280 (759 amino acids)
Biological process (GO): replication fork reversal
Cellular component (GO): cytoplasm
Molecular function (GO): 5'-flap endonuclease activity; single-stranded DNA helicase activity
Source: RefSeq, a predicted model, not a curated record
AUGAGAAUAUUUUGCAAACUUUCUUUCCAAUUUGUUGUUAUUGUUAAAAUAAUUGUGCCUUUUAUUGUUUCCCGUUCCAGGUACCAGAAAGAUAUCAAUCAAGGUCUACUGUAUUACCUGCAUAUAGAUCAGACACGGGGAAUUUCUGUCCAAAGAUCUGAUUUGGUCGGACUAAUAAUACGCCGAAACGACCUGGCACAUGAUCUACUAAAGGCAUUAACAACUCAAGAACUACCGGCAAUGCAACAGAGCAUAAACAUGUGCAGAGGUUGUCGCCACCUUGAUGUCUGUACCAUCUACCAUAAGGCAUAUGGAGGGACCACAGAGAGCAGUGGAUUGGGUGAUAUGUUUGAUUCACUUGUACAACAUUUAACAACUAGAGAUUCCCUUUUUCUUCAGAAAUGGAAUCGAUUGAUUGACUUAGAGGCUAAGGAAUUGGAGGUUGGGAAGAAAGAAAUCUGGAUUUCACAUAUUUUGAAGAAUGAUCUCCUUUCUGGUCGCCUAUCUUCCCUUGUUCUUGAUACCUCCCACAAAAUGCCUCAGAAAGGCUUUUCCAAAGGCAACCAAUUUGUUUAUCGAUUUGUCCGUCAAAGUUUUCCAUUGGUUGGCACUGAACAGCAAAGCUCUCCUUCUGGAUUAAGCAGCUUUGAUAGUACACUUAGGAGUGGGGAUUAUGUGAUACUGAGCACUGACCCUGGUCAUCUGCCAGUCGCUAAUGGAGUUGUAAUGGAAGUCGGUAGUUCUCAUGUUUCUGUAUCUUUCUCAAAGCGCUUAAGGCUUCCAGGAAGCAGUACUUCAGUGGCAACAGAUCUUAGUCAGCAGGCCUGGCGAAUUGACAAAGAUGAAGCUAUGGCAUCAUUUGCAAUUAUGAGGUUCAACCUAGUUCAACUGUUUUUGCCAAAUGAACAGAGUGAUAGAGUGAGGAAGGUGAUUGUCAACCUAGAGGCACCAGCUUUUGACAGUGGAUGUCUACUUAGUCAGGACCCUGCCAUCUCAUAUAUCUGGUCGGAGAAAAACUUAAAUGAUGAUCAACGCAGAGCCAUUCUCAAGAUACUUACAACAAAGGACUACGCACUAAUAUUAGGAAUGCCUGGGACUGGAAAAACGUCUACUAUGGUGCAUGCUGUAAAAGCUUUACUGUUGAGAGGCGCAUCCAUAUUGCUCACGUCCUACACAAAUUCGGCUGUUGAUAAUUUACUUAUCAUGUUGAAAGCUCAGGGUGUUGACUUUAUCCGAAUUGGAAGAUGUGAAGCUGUGCAUGAGGAGGUCCGAGGCAACUGCAUCUCUGCAAUGGACAUUAACAGCAUUGAACAGAUUAAGCUGAGACUAGAUCAGACCAGAGUAGUUGCUGUUACUUGUUUAGGGAUAGCUAGCCCUUUGCUUACCAAGAAGAGAUUUGACUAUUGUAUCAUGGAUGAAGCUGGCCAAACUACACUGCCGGUGUCCUUGGGACCUUUGAUGUUUGCUUCGAAGUUUGUUCUUGUUGGGGAUCAUUAUCAAUUGCCACCACUCGUCCAGAGUGCAGAGGCUAGAGAGAAUGGAAUGGCCAUAAGCCUGUUCUGUAGGCUCUCAGAAGCACAUCCUCAGGCAAUUUCAGCUUUGCAGAGCCAGUACCGUAUGUGUGCUGCUAUCAUGGAACUAUCAAAUGCUUUGAUAUAUGGGAACAGAUUGCAGUGUGGUUCUGCUGAAAUUGCGAAUGCCCAACUCAUUUACCCAUGCCCAUCAUCUACCCCUGAAUGGCUGAAUGAGGUGUUGAACCCAGAAAGACCAGUUAUUUUUAUUAACACAGAUUUCUUAGAAGCACACGAGUCAAAUGAGAGUAAAGCAGUGAACAAUCCAGUUGAAGCUUGUAUUGUAUCUGAGGUCAUAAAUGGAUUUCUAGAAAGAGGCAUUGAAGGGGAAAGCAUUGGCGUUAUUACCCCCUACAACUCACAGGCAAAUCUUAUUCGCCAAGCUGUUUCCACAUCUGUGGAGAUACACACGAUCGACAAAUACCAGGGUAGGGACAAAGAUUGCAUACUGGUUUCUUUUGUAAGAUCCAGUGAAAACCCAAGGACCUGUUGCUCUUCACUACUUGGUGACUGGCACCGGAUUAAUGUAGCCAUUACACGAGCCAAGAAGAAGUUAAUCAUGGUGGGAUCCUGCAGAACUCUUUCGAGAGUACCACUGCUAAGGCUUCUCAUCGAGAAAGUAGAAGAACAAGGGGGAAUAAUGAGUAUAUCCAAGAGGGACAUUAAACUGAAACCAGAGUUGAAGAGAUGCUCCUCCCAAUUGAGGUAGGAGUGAUUUUGAUGUUGAUGUAAUUUAUC